AAGUGGUUUUAUGUUUCAAAAGUAAAAAGUAAGGUUGUUUUUUGUGUUUAUUUGUUAUUGAUGUGAAGGUUAUAUACAUAUAAUUUAAAGGGACUUACCCAAACUUCUGCCCAAUUUCUUUCAAUAAAGGUACUUUGAAAUUUUAUAAUGGGGGUUACAAUAUUGACCCAGUACCAUACGGAAAAUAGAUCAGGACCCCAAAUUAUAGACAUUCUCUCAAAACGAAUUACAGAAUUGGGUGCAGUUCAACAAGGUCAAUUCUUGGUAGACUGCGAAACAUACACCUCUGUUCCGCAGCUAGGACAUCAAAGGACGGUACAUGUCCUCCACAACUCCGAACAACCUGCCACAGUUUUCUCUUUGCUUGAAACUGGGAACAAAACCAUUCCGCUAGCAACUGACGGUCUCUUCGACCUGCUAAUGAUGAAAAUGUCCCACUUUUACACCUCAAAGAAACAGACCAAAGCAGAGUCGAAGGGGCCUAGGUUUGAAAUAGGUGACUUUUGUGUUAAACUUGGAUCAGUGACGGUGAGCAGCAAUUUCAAGGGGAUUCUAGUGGAAGUGGAAUAUAGACCUUGCGUGGUGCCCGCAAUGUGUUGGGAUUUGCUGAAGGAGUUCUUGCAAGGGUUCUUGGGUUUGGCCGGACCUACAGCACCCCCAACGUAUCUCCAGAAUAGGAUGCAGGAGAUAUACUCCCCCAUUGACACUAUUCAUCAGUACUUGGAACAUUUUACGAUAUUCAGGAAGUCGCCUGGGAUAGGAAUUAGGACAUAGUUAUCGUUUCCACUAGGAGAUGUGAAAAGAUUUUAUUUUCCUGUUUUCCUAAAAAUUGAGAAAACCCCCAUUUUACUGAAUUCAUAUAAAUUUGACUGUCAGAUCAGCUGGCUGAAUUUUUAAUCAGUUAUAAUUGAAGUAACUUAAAAUAUACUUUUUAUAUACUC
This is a messenger RNA of Leptinotarsa decemlineata (Colorado potato beetle), 941 nucleotides long. It is a transcript of the gene MED20, whose product is annotated as Mediator complex subunit 20. Gene Ontology annotation, molecular function: transcription coactivator activity. Gene Ontology annotation, biological process: regulation of transcription by RNA polymerase II. NCBI's taxonomy places the organism in Eukaryota, Metazoa, Arthropoda, Insecta, Coleoptera, Chrysomelidae. The record is from RefSeq and is a predicted model, not a curated record. Gene Ontology annotation, cellular component: mediator complex.